Aspergillus pseudonomiae is the source of this 1371-nucleotide messenger RNA. Its product is annotated as WD40 repeat domain-containing protein. Gene Ontology annotation, cellular component: catalytic step 2 spliceosome. Gene Ontology annotation, molecular function: protein binding. The transcript is spliced from 3 exons. The coding region runs from base 269 to 1369 and encodes 366 amino acids. NCBI's taxonomy places the organism in Eukaryota, Fungi, Ascomycota, Eurotiomycetes, Eurotiales, Aspergillaceae. The record is from RefSeq and is a predicted model, not a curated record. Gene Ontology annotation, biological process: mRNA splicing, via spliceosome.
AUCAUUGAUAAUAACCUACUUGUGUUCUGUGGCAUGCCAAUACAUAUUUAAUUUGUUUGAGUUGUCCGCAUGGAAGUAUACAAAUAACUCGACCUCCGCGGAGGAGCCGCGGGAUGCUACUAGAAUAAAGUUACCUCUGCGCUCCCGCCGCCCUUUAAUUGAUUGCCAAGAACGAGAGCUCUUUUCUCCACAUCCACUUAAACAGCGACUCCUUUGCGAUUCGGAUCAACAACUUAAACCACAGCGUAUCAUAAUAUUACUGUGUAUAAUGCCCGUGACGAAACAAUUCCCUACAGAUUUAGUCCACACUCUCAAGACACAUAAUGGGCCCGUGAACGCUGUCACAUUCUCCAGCUAUCCUGGAACGUACGUUUUGACCGGUUCCUCCGAUCGCGCGGUUCAUCUCUCCCGCGCGAUACCCAACAAACCUGGUACGGAAACGACAUCCCCGAUCCAAAAGUACGAAGCGCACGGCUAUUCGGUGCUGGAUGUUGCCGUCGCGGGUGACAAUUCCCGCUUUGCCAGCGUUGGCGGAGACCGACAGGUUUUCCUCUGGGAUGUUGAACAGGGCAUAACUGUAAAGCGAUGGAGUGGACAUGCAGCCCGUGUUGAAGCGGUGCAGUUUGCAGGCGAAGGCGACUCGGUGGUCGUUUCUGGUAGCGCCGACACUACGAUUAAUCUCUGGGACACACGAUCCAACUCAACGAAGCCAAUCCAAACCCUCACCGAAGCCAGCGACACGGUCUCAUCCAUCCAUGUUCACACCCCUACGUAUUCCAUCGCAAGUGGAAGUUACGACGGCCGUGCCCGUAUCUACGAUGUUCGCAUGGGUCGUACAACGGUCGAUGUUCUCGCACACCCAGUAACGAGCGUGCGCUGUUCGACGGACGGGAAUGCCCUCCUGGCUUCAACAUUAGACAGUCGCAUUCGAAUGCUUGACCGCACCGAUGGCAAACUCCUCCAGGCGUUUGGAAGCGGAGAUAAAAACUCCGGGAAGACCGGAUAUCGGAACAGCGAGCUGCGAAUCAGGUCUGCGUUUGCCAAAGGGGAUGCGAUGGUGCUCAGUGGAAGCGAAACGGAUAAGGAAGACCGGUCGGCCCAAGCAUACGUAUAUGCUUGGGAUGUUGUGAGCGGGGAGCUCAUCGCUAGUGUUCCAGCUGGCGAGGGCGUCAAGGUUGUCAGUUGCGUGGCGUGGAAUGAGAAGGGGGGAUGUUGGGCCGGCGGUUGCUCUGACGGUGCGUAUUUUCUCUUAUUGCACUCUCUGUUCCUCAUUUCAAUCCAUUACACCGCGAGGGCUGAAAAAUAUCUCUCAAUCUACCUGGCCCCACAUAUUGAGUCUUGGAAUGUGCCAGCUAACAUGACGUCUUGAAC